UCCACGUGUAUUUGUAUCACUAGACUAGAAUAGUCGCUAGAUGGCAGAAGAUGCCGAGUCGUUUCCAUUGUAGCUGCGCGAAGAAAACUUGCUGCUUUGUUUAUACUUGUUGCAAUGACGACCAUCACUGAAUUGAAAUGCGCCGUGAGAGAAACGCUGGAGUCCCGCGGAGUGCUGGGCCAACUGAAGGCUCGCAUCCGGGCAGAAGUGUUCGAUGCCCUCGAUGACCAACGCGAACAGCGCCCACCACUGUCCCACGAAAAUCUGCUCAUCAACGAGCUCAUCCGGGAGUACUUGGUGUUCAACAAGUACCGACACACGGCAUCGGUUCUGACAGCAGAGUCGGGCCAGCCCCAAGUUCCCCUGGACAGACAGUUUCUGGCGAGCGAGCUGAGAGUUGCUGAGGAUAUGAGCUCCAAGUCGGUGCCUCUUUUGUAUGGUUUGGUGUCGCACUUCCUGAAUAGCGGUGAUGAUGGAAGGACGGUGUUCCUAAGGGGCACUUCUCUCCCCGGAGGCCCCACUGCGAGCAACACAGGACACGUAGCUGACGGCUAACACAUGAAGCAAAGCACAGUGGACCAAAAAUGUGCCAAUGGCAUAUGGUGGGACUCACCCCAUCAAUCAUCAUCAUUUUUUUAUGAUUUAUGAGCAUAGAGUUCAUAAAUUGUGCUGAUGUGCGUUGUGCAAUUCCAAAUAAAAAAAAAUUUGUUUUA
Messenger RNA from Phyllopteryx taeniolatus (common seadragon), 713 nucleotides. It is a transcript of the gene cep20, whose product is annotated as centrosomal protein 20. The transcript has 4 exons. Lineage: Eukaryota; Metazoa; Chordata; Actinopteri; Syngnathiformes; Syngnathidae. Gene Ontology annotation, cellular component: centrosome; motile cilium; ciliary basal body. The record is from RefSeq and is a predicted model, not a curated record. Gene Ontology annotation, biological process: microtubule anchoring; cilium assembly. Gene Ontology annotation, molecular function: protein binding. The coding region runs from base 115 to 555 and encodes 146 amino acids.